AUGCUUCUCCAGAGAUCGUGGGCGUUGCUGCUUGCCCUGCUGGGAUGCGCGUCCGGCGCCGCCAUCCCGAGCAACGACGGCUUCCCGUCGCCCAGCACGCAGCAGCAGCUCUCCAUCGCCAAAGACGCCGGCGGCCUGCUCCCCAACGUGCCGCUGCCGACCAAGCUGGGCCCGGGCAGCAAGACGACGUUUCAGCUCAUUGCGUUCAACGAGCUCUUCGAGGUGGCCUUUUUCGACUCGCUGCUGCAGAACAUUACGCAAGGCGUCGAGGGCUACAAGAUCAAGGCGCACAAGGAAAAGAUUACCAAGAUUGUGACUACUGUGCGAGCGCAAGAGGAGCAACACGCCAUUGCCGCCGACGCGGCCCUCAAGACGGCCGGUGAGUUCUCGCCGCCCGCCUGCCAGUACCAGUUCCCCACCACCGACCUAGCCGGCGCCAUCCGUCUCGCCGAGACAUUCACGGCCAUUGUGCUCGGCGCCCUGCAAGGCGCCAACGUUGUCUUUGCGCGCGAAAACCAGACGGUGCCGAUCCAGCUCAUCUCCUCCGUCAUCGGGCAAGAGGGCGAGCAGAACGGCUUCUACCGGCACCUGAUCAGGCAGGUGCCGUCCGAGUCGCCGUUCCUGACCGCCGUGCCCGCCGCCUUUGCCUUUUCGGCGCUGCAGCUCUUUGUCGUGCCCGGGUCGUGCCCGUUUCCGCUGAGCGACAUUGACCUGCCCGUGCUGCCGGCGCUCGCCGUCAACGGCGGCCCGGUGGCGGUCAUUGAGCCCAAGGACCAGCGCCUCUCCUUUUCGGCCGACCUGACCGGCGCCAAGGACUGCGAGAAGCAUGUCGGGGCCGACGGCGCGAAGCUCUGGCUCACGUACACAACGGGCCAGCAGAAGCCUAUUUCGGUGUCCAUUGACAAUGUCAAGUGGAGCGGCAAACAAAUUUCGUUUGACGCCGAUUUUCCGUUUGAGAAGAAUGUCAUGGUCGGCUUUAGCCACGCGGCGCUGACCUCUGCAAGGGACUUUAAGACUGUUGAUGACAUCGUUUGCGCGACGGUUGCGGCUCCUGCAAUCAUUCAGGUGGAAAAUUCUUCGGAUUGCAAAAAGCUGGCUGACGACAUUUAA
This is a messenger RNA of Cordyceps militaris CM01, 1110 nucleotides long. RefSeq names its product late sexual development protein. The transcript has 2 exons. The coding region runs from base 1 to 1110 and encodes 369 amino acids. Lineage: Eukaryota; Fungi; Ascomycota; Sordariomycetes; Hypocreales; Cordycipitaceae. The record is from RefSeq and is a predicted model, not a curated record.